This is a messenger RNA of Phytophthora infestans T30-4, 1289 nucleotides long. RefSeq names its product 26S protease regulatory subunit S10B. The record is from RefSeq and is a predicted model, not a curated record. Gene Ontology annotation, biological process: positive regulation of RNA polymerase II transcription preinitiation complex assembly. Bases 9 to 1193 code for a protein of 394 amino acids. Gene Ontology annotation, cellular component: proteasome regulatory particle, base subcomplex; cytosolic proteasome complex. Gene Ontology annotation, molecular function: ATP hydrolysis activity; ATP binding; proteasome-activating activity. NCBI's taxonomy places the organism in Eukaryota, Oomycota, Peronosporomycetes, Peronosporales, Peronosporaceae. The transcript has 3 exons.
GAGCGAAUAUGGCAUCCGUUCCUACCGAAGAUGAGCGCACGCAGGUGCUGAACGCGUACAAGGCUAAGGUCAUGGAGCACCGCGAAAUGGAGAGCAGAGUGAAGAACAUGCGUGAAAACGUCAAAGCGCUUGUGAAGGAGUUCAAUAAGACAGAGGAUGACCUCAAGGCGCUACAGAGUGUGGGUCAAAUCAUCGGCGAGGUGUUGCGUCAGCUGGACGAAGACCGCUUCAUCGUCAAAGCUUCUAGCGGUCCGCGCUACGUCGUCGGAUGCCGCGCCAAGGUGGACAAGAGCAAGCUCAAGUCGGGCACACGUGUGGCGCUGGACAUGACGACACUCACCAUCAUGCGCUACCUGCCACGUGAAGUGGAUCCGACAGUGUAUCACAUGCUGAACGAGGAUGCUGGCAACGUGUCGUUCUCGAGCAUUGGCGGUCUGAACGAGCAGAUCCGUGAGCUCCGCGAGGUCAUCGAGCUGCCUCUCACCAACCCGGAGCUGUUCCAUCGCGUCGGUAUCAAACCACCCAAGGGUGUGCUACUGUACGGUCCACCCGGUACGGGAAAAACUCUUCUGGCUCGUGCACUGGCUUGUAACAUCAACGCCACCUUCUUGAAGGUUGUGGCUAGUGCCAUUGUGGACAAAUACAUUGGUGAGAGUGCCCGUGUGAUCCGUGAGAUGUUCGGAUACGCCCGAGACCACCAGCCGUGCGUCAUCUUUAUGGAUGAAAUCGAUGCUAUUGGUGGAAGUCGUUAUUCGGAGGGAACGUCAGCAGAUCGAGAGAUUCAACGUACGUUGAUGGAGCUGUUGAACCAGUUGGAUGGCUUCGACGCUCUUGGACAAGUGAAAAUGGUCAUGGCGACCAACCGACCGGAUAUACUGGACCCUGCACUGCUACGUCCUGGUCGUUUGGACCGUAAGAUUGAGAUUCCGCUGCCAAACGAGGCUUCGCGUAUGGAUAUUCUCAAGAUCCACUCGGGUCCUAUCACCAAGAAGGGCGAGAUCGACUACGAAUCUAUCGUCAAGCUCACAGACGGCUUCAAUGGUGCCGAUAUGCGGAAUGUGUGUACCGAAGCAGGUAUGUUCGCUAUCCGUGCCGACCGCGAGUACGUCGUGGAGGAAGAUUUCAUGAAGGCGGCGCGGAAACUGGCCGAGACCAAGAAACUCGAAUCCAAGAUGGACUACAGCAAGGUUUAAAUUUGCUAGCUGAUGCACAUUUCCGAGUUAUCCUGCUCUUGUCAAGAGUCGAGCAGAUACAUGAAAAAGGGAAAAUAAACAUGGCGGUGGGUUGAA